AAGACGGUCUGUGAUUGGUCCACAUGUAUGGUUUGCCGUUGACGAUCUAGACAGGAAGAUAACAUUAUGUCAGAAAGACUAUCAGAUGUGCUAAUACCUUAAUUUGGCGUCGGAAAAAAGUAAACAUCCACUGAUCAGCCAUGGUUACCGAACGAGAGCCUACGGAUCUGGUCAGGGUGAUUCACCUGCUGGUCCUAUCCUUCUCCUGGGGGAUGCAGCUCUGGGUGUCCUUCAUAGCAGGUUUUGUGCUGGUGCGGCAGGUAACGAGGCACACAUUCGGGCUGGUGCAGAGCAAGCUUUUCCCCGUGUACUUCUACUGCCUGCUGGCGGCUAACCUCAGCAGCCUGGUCGUGUAUGCGCUGCACCACGCCAGUGAGACGACGGAGUGGCAUGCAAAUGUGCAGAUGGUUCUAUACUUGGUAGCGCUGGUCACGGCCGGCCUCAACGCACAGUGGUUGGGCCCUGCAGCCACGGAGCUGAUGUUCCGGCUGAGGGCGGUGGAGGAGGAGCAUGGCCUGGGCGACCAGGUGGGUCUGGGGAGCCAGAAGGAGGCCUACGCCAAGCUCAGAGAGCAGGACCCCAAGUACGGAGCCUGCAAGAGGAUGUUUGGGCGCUACCACGGCCUCUCCAAUCUUGUCAACCUGGUGGGCUUCGUCUGCACAACCACUAACCUGGUCUACACUGCCCUCAACCUCACCACCAUCUAGUCUCUACAGGGCCCUCAACCUCACCACCAUCUAGUCUCUACAGGGCCCUCAACCUCACCAUCUAUGACGGCAGGGGGACACAUGGGGUCCUGUUGUGACCACUGCAGGGGUAUUAAACCUCACCCUGUCCCAACUAAUGGGCUGGUAGAGAUUGGCUGUGUGUAUGCUAACCCUAUUUGCGAGGCUGCCCCCUUGAUACGGAGCCUAGGAAACAUUAGCUACGUCUUUAUUUAGCAGAAUUAAACUCUUAAGAAUGAAGCCUUUAAUGAUAAUAAUAAUAAUACAAUAAGUAUUGUUACUAUUAAUUGAUGUACACAAUAAAGUUUGGAUUGAAUUCAUUUAAAUGAGCUGCAUGAUUAAAUAUUUGUAUUUUAAGUGAGAAAAUAAUUGAAAUCUUAGUAAUAAUGAUAACCUCAACAGAGCUUGCUUUCAAAUCAAGAAAUAAAACAGUAUUUUAAAUUGUUUGAAAAUAAACUAGGUAGAAUGUGCUUAAAAGUUAUUGUUUUUAUUUACGUCAACAUUCUUUGACAGAUGAUAAUCGGUAGUGUUUUAACGCCUUAACAGACAACACGUGUGUUCUGUCAGCAGUAUUUCAGCAGUUUUUUUUUGCACAUGAUUAAGAAAUGUAACCUAGCCUUUUCAUACGAAUGAGUCUUAGGCCUUGACUGAAAGCUUUUUUGAUCAAAUGGAGAAAAUGCUAAGAUUGAUGUGCUUGAGCGACAUUAUUAAUAUUUAUGAAGGUCAACAAAUUGUGUGUGUUUUGUAAAUUGUUUGACCAGUGUGGGUUUUUUAUAUAAAGCAGCAAAUUUAAAAUAAACAUCAGAUGUGGAUUUGAAA
Messenger RNA from Gadus morhua (Atlantic cod), 1544 nucleotides. RefSeq names its product transmembrane protein 205 (gene tmem205). The transcript is spliced from 4 exons. The record is from RefSeq and is a predicted model, not a curated record. Bases 141 to 707 code for a protein of 188 amino acids. NCBI's taxonomy places the organism in Eukaryota, Metazoa, Chordata, Actinopteri, Gadiformes, Gadidae.